This is a messenger RNA of Pseudocercospora fijiensis CIRAD86, 703 nucleotides long. RefSeq lists its product as uncharacterized. The record is from RefSeq and is a predicted model, not a curated record. NCBI's taxonomy places the organism in Eukaryota, Fungi, Ascomycota, Dothideomycetes, Mycosphaerellales, Mycosphaerellaceae. Bases 457 to 615 code for a protein of 52 amino acids. The transcript has 3 exons.
GGCGCGAUCAGUAUGGAAGGGUGAGUUCAUGCUAUACGAGCCUUUCCCAUGCACUUCUCGCGCUGACAUGUGCUAUCAGGGCCCCAUAUUGUAGCCUUGCCGAUCGUGCGUGCGAAGCCUGGUGAGAGAACUCCGCCCGUCAAGACCCAGGCGAGAAGCGCCACGAUCCUACCAAACUUCGUUGGACUGGUCUUCCAGGUCUACAAUGGCAAGAUAUAUCACGAUGUUCGCAUCACGGAGGACAUGGUUGGUCACAAGCUCGGGGAGUUCUCCAUGACGCGGAAACGCUUCAUGUACAAGCAGACCAAGAACAAAUGAGGAGGGAUGUGUGGCGGCAUCUGCAUACUUGUAUGCAUGUUGGGGGAAAUGCAACCGCGAUGUGACUCUUGGGGGAGGAUAUGCUGCGGUGGAUAUAUUAUUCACGAUACUCGAGCGGGGACAUGAACAUGUGCAACGAUGACCGGCGACAUAUCUCAUAUCCGUUCCGGCCACGCCGCCCGAACCCGACUCAUCAGCGAUUGCGGCAAAGACGAACGGCCGGGAGGUAGAACUUUUGUGUCAGUGGACAGCUGUCAAAGUGGGACAGUUAAACCCCAAUGCGGUACGUAUCAGUGAGUGAGCACGACCUGCCUUUGGCCGGGCAGGUCGCAUGCAGCGACACUGCAGCAUAUAGAAUGGCGGACGGAAUCAAAAUCGACCAACG